This is a messenger RNA of Daphnia pulicaria, 2353 nucleotides long. RefSeq lists its product as uncharacterized. NCBI's taxonomy places the organism in Eukaryota, Metazoa, Arthropoda, Branchiopoda, Diplostraca, Daphniidae. The coding region runs from base 105 to 2183 and encodes 692 amino acids. Gene Ontology annotation, molecular function: protein binding. The record is from RefSeq and is a predicted model, not a curated record. The transcript has 6 exons.
GGAAAAACUGCAUCAGUUAGUCAACUUCGGGUGGAAGGCAAAUUACAGAACAGGACAAUUGAACUUGGACACGAAACAAAUCGGCGGAGGUCUACUUCUUGAAAAUGAGUCCAAAAUCGCUGAUUGCGUUGCUUCUACUUUGUGUUGGUGUCAACUGCCAAUCAGACGAGUCGUCAUCUUCAUCCUGGGCCAAACUCCAAAUUUCACCCAGCGAAUUGUGUUCAAUGCCCUACGGUAAUUUCAGAGUCAACAUUUACGAGCACGCGAAUAAUAACAAGGCGACGACGACCAAUGCAAUCAACAAAAAAUAUUUCUACGCUCCAAUCGCUUUACUCAAUCACAGAAGCGCACAUAGUUUCUUCAACAACGUCACACAAGAGUCCGAGGUCCGUUUCCGCAUUGAAAUGUGGAACACCAAAGUCGAGAACAAAGUCGUCAGUUAUUUGACGAAAUAUCUAAAUAUGACCAUCGAAGACAAUCAAGUACAAGUCAUUCCUUUAGAGAAAGUUGCUCUGGUCAGCACGAAAUCUUCAACCGUCUUCUCGCUGCCAACCGAUUGGCUGUUGUAUCAACAGCACCAGUCGGUCAAAUUUACUCUGUCAUGUUUCGUCAAGAAAGAUUGUGACCAAAUAGCGGCGGAUAUGCGCAGCAAUCCCCAACAAUUCGAUCAAUUCAAAUUGCUUUUCAGUUUGUCUUCGCAGAGUACGCAGACCAGACAGACGGUCAUCCGCAUCGACAACAUCGUCAAAGGACAAAUGAUGACGCAACUCAUGCAGAAAUUCAAUGAAAGCACCAAAGACGCUCUGCUAACGGCCAGCGACGAGAAGAAACUCUUGACGGAAUCGACGACCAACGUCUUGAUCGACACGUUCGACGACUCGGACGUCGUUUCCCAAAAUUCAGAGUCGCAUGUUUACAACAUGUUGGAGAGUUUACUCGUCUCAUCAAGGACGAUCAUCAGGGAUCAAAGCGAUAAAAUGUGGGAUUCGGUAUUUUGGAACGAGGACAACUAUCGACCGGACAAAACAACAAAAACUCUGAACGACAUUUACAGGAAAUUGGACAAGGAAGACCAGAAGAAGUUGAUCAACACGUUCCAAAAUACAAAUUCCUUUGAGUACGGGGCUGGAGGAAGUGUCGUGGGGAUUGGCUCGUUCGAAACGAGAUUCAAAACUGAAAUUUCCCGUCACGGUUCGACAACGAAGGAAGACAUCAACAAAUUGUUCCAGGAAAGUAAAGAUCACGGCCAGUGGGACGGAGAGAAAUUUGUUCCAAAACCUUUGAAACUCAGCAGAAUCAAUUUGUCGAAAUUGCGAGACACCCAAUCCUUACAGGAUCGCAAAGUGAACGUCAAAUACUCGACCGCCGUCCUAUCGAUGCCCAUCCAUUUCGUACAAAAUUCUGACCUGACAGUCACAGACGAGUGGCAAGAUUUGAAAGACGAAUUGAAAAAAACACAAGAACGUUUGUCUUACGCUUUAAAAUUGUUGGUGAAAAGGCGCAUCACCUUUGAAAAUUUAGAAAAGAAGCUAAACGACACCACCUCAACCGUUUUGAACUUAAACAAGGAGAUGAACGAGAGAACGAGCGUCAUUGCGGAUAUUGGUCAUAGGCCCACGUCCUGUGAUGACCUCAGACGAAUCGGACACAUCAAAAGCGGAUUCUAUUCCGUCAUGAGCCAGAGUAAAAUCCAAACUGUUUAUUGCUAUUUCUCUCGGAAGUCAAACGUGCAAAAUUUACAGAAUACGAUUGGCUAUGUCGACGUUAAAUCAGGGCCAGUUUACUUCUACGCCCAGAAAACGGCGAGCUACUUUCGUGUCAACACAAUUAUCCCAUUCGAAAAUCAACAAAUGAAUGUGGGCUAUGCCAUGAGCUACAGUGGAAUUUUUACCGCUCCUAAACCUGGCAAAUAUUUCUUUUCUUUUUCGGCAAUUUGUGAGCUAAAGACUAAUUGUCGAGUUAACUUACAAAUGAAGACUAAAACAUCCGACUGGUUUAAAAUCGCACAAGGCUAUGGUGAAUCAGCUUUUCAUACUUUAACGCUCCAGUCCAUCAUACAACUGAAUAAAGGCGACCAAAUUAGUUCAAUGUUGAGGGAAGGGGCAAUUAAUGAGAGUUCUAAUAAAAAUAACGGCCCAUUUACGCAUUUUGUUGGAUGGAUGAUAGAGGAGGAUAUCUUUUGAAUAGAUUCAGAUUGAAUCUUAAAAUUGCUAGUUGAAUUAACGGAUUAAGAAAUUUUAGUGAACUAUUCACAAAACCUCAUGUCACGUAUACAAGAGGAUAAAAAAUUAUUUCAAGUGGCUAGUUAUACCUGGUAUGAUAUGCUGAUUUAGGUCAUAAAGUUAAUAAUAAA